Messenger RNA from Physella acuta, 1708 nucleotides. RefSeq names its product adenosylhomocysteinase B. Gene Ontology annotation, molecular function: adenosylhomocysteinase activity. Lineage: Eukaryota; Metazoa; Mollusca; Gastropoda; Physidae. Gene Ontology annotation, cellular component: cytosol. Gene Ontology annotation, biological process: L-methionine cycle. The record is from RefSeq and is a predicted model, not a curated record.
CGAGAGCUAUUAUUCUGUCUCUCAGUUUCACACCGGUUUGAUCGGGGCUUAGAAAGUAUCAGAAAACAAGAUAGUUCAGGAAAAUAUUUUGCAAAGCGUUAAAAAAAAUAUUUAAAAGCAGUCAAGAAAUUCAGAUAUACUAAGUCAAACAUGUCUAAGCCUUUAUACAAAGUCGCUGAUAUUGGUCUUGCUGAAUGGGGACGCAAAUGUCUUGAAAUAGCAGAAAAUGAAAUGCCUGGAUUAAUGUCAAUGAGGAAGAAAUAUGGAAAGUCCAAACCAUUGCAGGGUGCAAGAAUUGCAGGAUGUCUUCACAUGACUGUUCAAACCGCUGUUUUAAUUGAAACAUUAACAGAGUUAGGAGCUGAGGUUCAGUGGUCAAGCUGCAACAUUUUCUCAACUCAAGAUCAUGCAGCAGCUGCCAUAGCUAAGACAGGGGUACCAGUUUAUGCAUGGAAGGGUGAAACUGAUGAGGAAUACAUAUGGUGUAUUGAGCAGACAAUUUUUUUUCCUGAUGGCAAACCUCUGAAUAUGAUCCUUGAUGAUGGCGGGGAUCUCACUAACCUUGUUCAUGAAAAAUACCCUGAACUCUUAGAAGGAAUAAAAGGCAUUUCUGAAGAAACAACAACAGGCGUACACAAUCUGUACAAGAUGUUUGCAGCUGGUGAGCUUAAGGUCCCAGCUAUUAAUGUUAAUGAUUCAGUCACAAAGAGCAAAUUUGACAACUUGUAUGGCUGUCGUGAAUCUCUUGUUGAUGGCAUCAAACGUGCCACUGAUGUAAUGUUAGCUGGGAAGGUGGCAUGUGUUGCUGGUUAUGGUGAUGUUGGUAAAGGCUGUGCUCAGGCAUUAAGGGCCUUUGGCGCAAGAGUCAUUGUCACUGAAAUAGAUCCCAUCAAUGCACUACAAGCAGCCAUGGAAGGCUAUGAGGUUAGUACAGUGGAUGAAGCUGUGAAAGAAGCUCGCAUCUUUGUAACAUGUACAGGCUGUAAAUCCAUUUUGAGACCAGAGCAUUUUGAACACAUGCUUGAAGACACAGUUGUUUGCAAUAUUGGUCAUUUUGACUGUGAGAUUGAUGUUGCAUGGCUCAAUGCCAAUUGUGCUAAGAAGGAACAAAUAAAACCCCAGGUGGACCGUUACACAAUGAAAAAUGGUCGACAUAUCAUUCUUCUGGCUGAGGGUCGCCUUGUAAACUUGGGAUGUGCUCAUGGUCAUCCAAGUUUUGUGAUGAGCAAUUCAUUUACAAAUCAAGUUCUUGCUCAGAUUGAACUGUGGACUAAAACUUCUGAAUACAAACUUGGAGUUCACAUGUUGCCCAAAAAGCUGGAUGAGGAAGUAGCAGCUGCUCAUCUUGAACAUCUAGGAGUAAAACUGACAACAUUAACAAAGGAUCAGGCAGAUUAUCUCAAUAUCCCACAGUCUGGACCAUACAAGCCUGAUUACUACAGAUACUAAUUUGUAGACAGCUAAGAUAAUGAAACUCUCUCUGCAUACCAGUUGUAAUCAUAUUUAGUGUAUGACUGCAUUAUUCCAAAAAUCUAAUUCCCAUAAAGAUCAAAUAAACAGAUUCAGUGUUAACAUAAUGAAUAUUAUAGGUUGACUGGUCUCAUGGUUUUUUUUUAUACCUAAUUUCUGUCAUUUCAUGUUGCAAUGUGUUCAAGCUGUACUGUAAGCAGUUGUUAAAAAAAAAAAUAAACAGAUGUAUGAAAUUGAA